CACGAUCUCAAAAUCCGAGCAUGAGAUUACAUAGUAUAUAAAGGUAUCUUUCCAACAUCCAAUAAAAUAAGAGCAGUGACAUGUCGUGUUGUGACUGAAAUUUUAAGCCGCCCCUUUCCAUAUGCAUAGAACUUGUACGACACGAGUAACAUAAGUAACACCAAAUGCCGCCCAUUAACGCCUCAUCGCUAAUAUCGCCUGACUCAAACUCUAAGCAGGCCCUUAGCUGCGAUCAUGGUCAUUAGUAUAUCAAAAGGUGGAGGGAGCGCGGACCAAUGGGGAGCCACCAGGGACGCCAACACGAAGUCAGUAAAUGGUGUGUAAGCACCAUGCAGCAGUUGGAGCAGUGGCAAGAUCGAAGUAACCAACCAAUACGCGUAUAUUCAAAAUCCAUUGGUGCUUAACUAUCCGAGGGAGGGCGGACGAUAGCUACGACAAAAGCAUAUCUUGGUCGUCCCCUCGAUGGUAACGAUAUGAACUCAUCCAAGACUUUCGGAAUUGUCUCGCGCUCUUCCCUCGGUCGGUUACAUUCGACAAGUCAUAUUCGCAUAUCACGCCAGGCGGCUAUCCGAACAGCCUCAUUUUGCGAGCUGAGGAAACAUCUAGAACGUCGAAACAUUUUGCGGGGUGCCACAUCCCGAUCUUCCAUCCGCGCGCCUGGCCAAGGAGUCGCCAUGAGCACGCGGUCCGUACACCGGGUUCCUAUCGAACCACAACGUGUCGACGCACCCCUAACCCAGUCUGCGACCUUUCUCGUAGUUACUAUCGCUCCUACACCAGACGCCGCCCAUGUGGUACGCUCAGUUCUCUCAAGCAUCGGAAGUUUAGCUAAAAACGUCGCUAUCCGAGAUCUUGGCGCCGCGUUUUCUUGCACGGUAGGAAUCGGCAGCGAUGCAUGGCCCUCGCUUACUCGGAUCCCACGGCCGGCGGAGCUUCAUCCAUUCCCCCCAGUUCAUGGUCGGAAACAUGUUGCCGUCUCGACACCGGGGGACUUGCUAUUCCACAUCCGCUCAGAGCGACGAGAUCUGUGCUUUGAGUUCGAGCGGCAAUUACUCGACGCUCUUGGUGAUGCCGUUUCCGUCGCCGACGAGACAACUGGCUUCCGCUAUUUCGAUGUUCGUGAUCUUCUAGGGUUUGUCGACGGCACAGCGAACCCAGUCGGUCCUGCAGUGCCAGACUCUGUCCUCAUCGCGGAAGAGGACGCAUCUUUUAUUGGAGGUAGCUAUAUCGUGGUGCAAAAAUACGUGCACGAUAUGAAGGCUUGGACUGAUCUCUCCACCGAACAGCAAGAAGCUAUAAUCGGGCGCAAGAAGUUCGAUAAUGUCGAGCUAGAUGAUGCCGCAGCAGAUCAGCAACAGUCCCAUAAGUCACUCGCUACGAUUGAAGACGAGAAUGGCAACGAGCAUGACAUUCUUCGAGAUAACAUGCCAUUUGGUUCGCCCGGUUCAGGAGAGUUUGGAACUUAUUUUAUAGGAUAUUCAAGGCGGUUAUGGGUUAUCGAGAAAAUGUUGCAGCGCAUGUUCAUCGGUCAUCCGCCUGGUUUGCACGAUAAAAUACUUGAUUUCUCGACGCCACUGACAGGAACGACAUUUUUCGCGCCAUCGUCGGAUUUUUUGAAAGGAUUACAGAUAGAAGAAUAAGUUAUAUCUAGAUAUUAUUAUGUACCUAUUGUCGAUCGACAUGAUCAUUCCAUGGCAUUAGAAUAAUUACCUAGUAUAUUUGUACGCCGGCUAAAUGACGCAAAAAAAAAACACCAAAUAAAU
Molecule: messenger RNA, 1763 nt
Organism: Annulohypoxylon maeteangense
Lineage: Eukaryota; Fungi; Ascomycota; Sordariomycetes; Xylariales; Hypoxylaceae
Exons: 1
Coding region: 474-1640 (388 amino acids)
Cellular component (GO): cytosol
Molecular function (GO): peroxidase activity; heme binding
Source: RefSeq, a predicted model, not a curated record